AUGUUAGAUCAGCUGCUUUACAACGACAUAAAAAGGCGAGCGAACAUAAGAGUUGAGCCUUCUUCUUUCGUAGAUUCUCCAGUCGACGAACCAUUCUUGAUAUUUCCAUCCCGUAAUGCCAAUAUUAAACCGAUAUGUCUACCGGUGAGCGAAAUUAAUGACGAUCUAACGGGAAAAUCGGCUAUCGUCUCCGGAAGGGGUGCUACGGAAAAAGGUUACAAAAGCCCAAUACUUCUCAAAGUAUCAGUACCCGUGUUGCCACUGUCUGUUUGCCUUAAAGUGUACCAACAGUUUGCUCCAAUUACGGAUCAGCAAAUAUGUGCCGGUGGAUACAAUGGUAGAGACUCAUGUGGAGGAGACAGCGGUGGACCGAUGAAGUAUGUCGGACUUGUUGACGGCUCGCCUAGAUACAUACAGUACGGAAUUGUAUCAUUUGGCCCGAGACAAUGCGGUGCCGAUGGGCAACCGGGUAUUUACACCAGGAUUGGGAGUUAUAUCCAAUGGAUUUUGGAUAACAUGGAAGAAUGA
Messenger RNA from Cylas formicarius (sweet potato weevil), 528 nucleotides. RefSeq names its product serine protease grass-like. Gene Ontology annotation, molecular function: serine-type endopeptidase activity. Gene Ontology annotation, biological process: proteolysis. The coding region runs from base 1 to 528 and encodes 175 amino acids. The transcript has 3 exons. The record is from RefSeq and is a predicted model, not a curated record. Lineage: Eukaryota; Metazoa; Arthropoda; Insecta; Coleoptera; Brentidae.